Molecule: messenger RNA, 1787 nt
Organism: Panicum virgatum (switchgrass)
Lineage: Eukaryota; Viridiplantae; Streptophyta; Magnoliopsida; Poales; Poaceae
Product: protein trichome birefringence-like 19
Exons: 2
Coding region: 424-1641 (405 amino acids)
Cellular component (GO): Golgi apparatus
Molecular function (GO): O-acetyltransferase activity
Source: RefSeq, a predicted model, not a curated record
UGUUCCUUCCCCCGGAGCGGCGAGCCCCACCUGGCAGUAUUAUUGAAACCGGUCGCGCACCUACUCGCCUGCUUUCGCGUGCCACGGCGCGGCUCUAUUCAAGGAGAGGGGGCAAAAGGGCUUCGGCGCGGCGCGGCGGCGUGGAUGGAUAGCGCUCUCAGGCUCAGCUCAUAGUUCUCUCUCGCGUUGAGCGAGAGCCGAGAGGCCGGCCACCACCGGCUCCGGAGCUCGCCGCCGUGGCCGGCGCCCGUUUUGCUUUGCUCCCCGCAGAAUCGCUUGCGGAGAGAGCGGGCGGGCGACAGAUUGCUAAGCUAGGUAAAGCCAAGGUAUACAUAGCAGGAGGAGAGAGGGGGGUCGAUUGGAUUGGAUUAUUGGAGGGCUCCGGCGACGGAUAGAGAGAGAUUGGUAGCAGGAGCUAGCGGGAUGAAGCUCCACUGGGUGGUGCGGUUCCUGUUCGGGCCGGUGCCGGUCUACUUCUCGGCGCUGGCCAUCCUCAUCGUGCUCACCAACGCGCAGUACUUCGGGCUGGCGGGCGUCGGCGUGGCGCCGCGCGCCGCCAAGCUCGCCUCCUCCACGCCCGUGGUCAGCGUGAUGAAGUACUGCGACAUCUUCCGCGGGGAGUGGGUGCCCGACCCCGAGGCGCCCUACUACACCCACAAGACGUGCCACAUGAUCCAGGAGCACCAGAACUGCCUCAAGUACGGCCGCCCCGACCUGGGGUUCCUCAAGUGGCGGUGGCGGCCCUCUGGCUGCGAGCUCCCGCGCUUCGACCCGCUCCAGUUCCUGCAGUUCGCGCGCGGCAAGUCGCUGGCCUUCGUCGGGGACUCGCUGGCCAGGAACCACAUGCAGUCGCUGCUCUGCCUCCUCUCCCAGGUGGCGUAUCCCAAGGACGUGUCGGCGAACCCGACGGACCAGAACAAGGUGUACCACUACCGGGCGUACAACUUCACCAUCAGCAUGUUCUGGUCGCCGUUCCUGGUGCGCGCGCGGGAGCCCGACCACGACGGCCCCGCGCACACGGGCCACUGGAGCCUCUACCUGGACGAGCCCGACGACAAGUGGGUGCCGCAGAUGCCGCGCUUCGACUACGUGCUGGUGUCGGCGGCCAACUGGUUCUCGCGCCCGUCCCUCUUCUACGAGAAGCGGCGGCUGGUCGGGUGCAGCUUCUGCAGCCGCCAGUACGGCGUGCCGGACCUGACGCUCUACUACUCGCAGCGGCGCGCGUGGCGGGUGGCGCUGCGCGCCAUCAACGACCUGGAGCGCCUCCGGGCGCGGGUCGUCGUGCGGAUGCUCUCGCCCAUGUCGCACUUCGAGAACGGCACGUGGGACCACGGCGGCGACUGCCGGCGCACGCAGCCGCUGCGGGCCAACCAGACGGCCAUGGAGGGCCGGGACCUGCACUUCUACACCGCGCAGAUGGAGGAGUUCCGGGCGGCGGAGAAGGCCGCGCGCGACAAGGGGCGCCGCCUCAUGCUCAUGGACGCCACGGCGGCCAUGCUGAUGCGCCCCGACGGCCACCCCAGCCGCUACGGCCACUGGCUCAACGAGAAGGUGCAGCUCUACAACGACUGCAUCCACUGGUGCCUCCCGGGGCCCAUCGACAUCUGGAACGACAUGCUCUUCCAGAUGCUCCUCGCCUAGCCACCAGACGGAUCGACAUUUCGGGUCCCAAAACGCAAUCGCCGGUAACCGUGCACAGAUUCGUUUUGUUUUGCCCUGCUUUUUGUUCAAAAAAAGGGGGAAAUUUUUGACAAGCAAGGAAUCGUCCGAGACCUCAUCUCGCACAA